AUGGUCGAAUCAGCAGCAUCUAACCAGGAUAAGAUCCUCCACACGCCGUGGGGAAUCACUGUCGCCCGCGUUUUUCAAGUGAUAUUUGCUCUGCUUGUAUUUGGUAUUGCUGCUGUGAUUAUUCAUGGCGUUUACAUUGAGGAAUUGGGUCUUUGCAUCGCCGAAGCCCUCUUCACAUUCAUCAUCACCGCAUACCUCAUCAUUACCGAAAAGGUUAACAAAUGCCGACCGUACUAUCACAUCAUCGCCGUCGUUUCGUUAGAAUGCUUCCAGUGGAUUAUGUGGAUUGCCACCUUUGCAGCGACGGCUGCUCGCCGUGCUGGGUUUGUCAUUCCCGUCAAUCCAACCAACUGCCAAAACGAUGGAAGUCUCAUCAACAGCUCAUGGUGCAAUAUUAAACGACAACUGGAAACAAGGACGGCGAUCUUGUUUAAGAAUGGUCAGAUCUUGAUGUCUGCUGCGGCAGGUAUCGGUGCCAUCAUCUGGCUUUUGUAUACAGGCACUUUCAUCUGGACGUGCAAGAGAUUGGCCGAAGAGAGAAAGAAAGGCCGAUUCCGAAGUAGCCCCAAGGAAAACACUGAUGAGCCCCAUCAGUUGGAGGGCAAGGAGAUCGCAACGCAACAGGCUGCCCAGGGAGCCCCUCUGCUUCCUCCUCAGCCUAGCACAGAUCAUCAGGUGCAUCACGAACAGUAUGCUGGUCCGCAGUAUCAGCAGUAUCCUCCGCAGCAAUACGCCACUCCAGACCAUUCAUCAUACAACCAGGCAUAUUCGCCACAGCAACAACAGCCACAGCAUACGGCUUACACACCCUCGCCAGUCAACCCGCAGACUUCGCCGUCGCCCCCUUCGGAGUUGACCUCCCAUGAAGCCCCUCUCGGAUACUACACUGCCCAGUUGCCGAUAUAUGAUGAUCACUACUAUCAGACGGAAUACAUCCAGCAUCACAGUGCUGAGCUUCCGAGCCCCGGUGACCAGGCACCACCCGUUCAGCACGCGUCGCAGCCGCAACCAGCUCAUUCGGAAAAGCAAACCGCACCGUAA
Messenger RNA from [Torrubiella] hemipterigena, 1041 nucleotides. Lineage: Eukaryota; Fungi; Ascomycota; Sordariomycetes; Hypocreales; Clavicipitaceae. The record is from the annotation of a GenBank genome assembly.